Messenger RNA from Ruditapes philippinarum (Manila clam), 2023 nucleotides. Its product is annotated as baculoviral IAP repeat-containing protein 3-like. Gene Ontology annotation, biological process: regulation of cell cycle. The transcript is spliced from 8 exons. NCBI's taxonomy places the organism in Eukaryota, Metazoa, Mollusca, Bivalvia, Venerida, Veneridae. Gene Ontology annotation, cellular component: cytoplasm; nucleus; spindle microtubule. The record is from RefSeq and is a predicted model, not a curated record. The coding region runs from base 1 to 1734 and encodes 577 amino acids.
AUGGUACCCAUCAAUCAAAGGGACCAAUGUCUUCAGGCAUUUGCCGAGUCCGUUUUCCUACGAGACCCUGAGAUUAUAGCGGGCCAUGGUAAAGCUUACUCCAGUAUACUCUUUUUAGCUUCAUUUUUCGGACGGUAUACUUAUGCUAUUCAUAUCGGUAACAUUAUAAUUUUACUCAGUCGAACCUCAUCAUUAACACUCUAUGGUUAUAGACGUUACUGCGUGAAUAUGGAUACAAUUUCGCAAAUUAUAGUUCCAGAAACUGCAAGUGAAAAACAAUUAUAUGGUGCGCGAAGGAAACAUAUGAUAAAGGGAGAUGCAAUGAACGCAGAAUGGGCAAGAUUUCAAUCAUACGCAAACUUUCCGAGGGAGUCAGUUGCUAGACCAUUACGGUUGGCUAAUGCAGGAUUCUAUUACAGUGGAUCAGGAGAAGAAGUUGUAUGUUUUUGUUGUGGGCUGAGAACUGGUGUUUGGACAGAGGAUGAGACACCAUUAGAUGUUCAUCAGCGCCUUUCUCCACAUUGUAGGUUUAUUUGUGGUGAAGAAACUACUGAUGUUGCCAUAAAUGGAGAAAAUAGGCUGAAAUCAGUUACAAAUUGUUCAAAAGCUUCAGAUUUAACCAAUGACAAUAAAAGACCAGUAACUAAAACAGUGUUGCAGCAAUCAGAAAACAAUUCGGGACUCAAUACAUGUCAGCCUACCGAUCAGCCUGCCGAACAUGCUUCGAUUGAGACACCUACACAAUCUUACCAAACUCAUAAUAAAAGAACAACUAAUUUACCCGCUGCUAUGAAUGGACAAAUUGAACGUUAUCCAGGAGUAACAGGUUCAAAACCUAAACAUCCCGACUAUGCUAUGUUCAGUGCACGACAUAGGUCAUUUUCAAUGUGGCCGGAAAACCAUGAAAUAGACCCAGCAAUUUUAUCGCAAGCAGGAUUCUACUUUGCAGGAAUGGGGGAUUGUGUUCGGUGUUUUUUCUGUGGCGGAGGAAUGAAGAAUUGGGAAGGCGAAGACAACCCAUGGGUCGAGCAUGCAAGAUGGUUCCCAGAUUGUGAAUAUGUAAAACUCUGCAAGGGCAACUCAUUCUCCAACAUUUGCAAUUCUGCAAAGCUCUCUGAUAAUGCCGUAAUAAAUGAGUCUCAACAACAUGUUGAAAAUAUUCCUGAUGAUCAGACCAUACUGGAUAUCAACUGUGUCGCCGCCAAACUUGUUUUAGCCAUGGACUAUACUCAACAUGAUGUUGAAAACGGUCUUAUGUCAGCUCGUAAAAAAUAUGGUUCUUCCGAGAUGAAAGCACAAUACAUUAUUGAAUAUUUACAAGAGAUAAACAAAGAAGUGCCGAAUAAGCAACAAACAGUCAGUGGAAAACCCGAAAUUACUGAACACGAAAGUAACGUUGCCUCCGGUGGAACCAGCAGUAAUCUAUAUAAAACAGUCAAUGACGUCACUGUUAAAGAUACUAACACGAGAAUUAAAUCAGAGAUGAAACAUUUACUUGAAGAAAACCGAAGAUUGAAGGCUCUGAUGACAUGUAAAAUUUGUUUGGACAAAGAGGCAGUUGUGGCCUUUCUUCCUUGUGGGCAUUUAACAACUUGUGAAGAGUGUGCAAAGCCUCUGAAAAAAUGUGCCAUUUGUCGAAAAGAUGUUGCAGCGACAGUAACGUGUAUCAGGCAUAAACGGAUCAGUUCUCGGAUGGUAAACCAGUGCAAUCCUGGCAUCGAUUCUAAAUCUUGAAAGAAAAGUGACACAUAUCAAGUUUCGCUCACAGAGACUGUGAGAAAGUGGUUCGUGACGGGGAGGUACGUACUUGGUUCAAGUAGGAGAUCGUGUGUAUAUAUAGCGGGAGAGACAAAGUAGAGAGAAAAAGAAUCCAACGAAGAUCAUAAAACAUUCAGUUAUGUGUGAAUGAAAGAAACUGAAUAUGAUAUUAAUUUUAUAGAAGUUUUUUGCAAAGAAUAUGUUUUACAAUGGAAGGCAGCUAGCAAAGAAACUGAUUGACUCUUUACACCAAUCAGUAUUAUUU